AUGACGCAUCUUGAAAAUUUUCUAAAAUCUGACUAUUCUACUCUGGAUAAUCUUAAACUUGACUUUAGCUUUUCUUAGAUAGGUGAAUAGAAUGAACCUAAACUAUGUUCUGCUCUUUCAAAUUGUGUCAACUUAACAAAGUUAAAUAUUUAUCUUAGCAGUACUUAAUUCAGCAACAAAUUUCUAUCGAAUUUAGGUUAUUCUCUUUCUUGUUUGUCAAAUCUCACUGAUUUAACUCUAGACUUAUAGGAAACUAAUAUGAACGAUGACGUAGCAUCUGAGUUUUUAUUAAACCUUCUUAAAAAAGAAAAACUUAGAAGUUUAACUCUUUAUUUAAGUGAUAACUAUAUUACUGAAAUUGCAUCCUCGGCAAUUGCCUAAUUAAUAUCUAGUUGCUCAAGUCUAAUUCAAUUAAAAAUCUUCUUAAAUUUUAAUGAAAUUAAGUCAGAAGGAUUAAUUAGUAUAAGCUAAUCACUUGAAAAUUGCACUCACCUAGAAACUCUUAAUAUAUCAAUUGGGGAGAACAAUAUUUCUUCUAACGGUUUAAAAUAGUUAGCUUCUAGCUUAGUUAAAUGCUUAAAUCUUAAAGACUUAAAUUUAAAUAUAUCAUUUAACAAUAUUGAUGAUGAAGGAGGGUCUUAUUUGUUAUAUAAUUUAAUAAAAUGUAAAAAAUUAAAUAAUUUAAAACUGAACCUUAAUAAAAACAAACUAUCAGAUUUGAAAGCCUAACAUCAAGAAGAAAAAGAAGAGAUUUAAACAAGCUUGUGUAAUGCAUAUAUUUAAGUGGAUUCUAACUAAAUUAAUCCAGUUGGUGUAUAGAAUUUGUUAAAAUCUUUGGAGAGAUUCCAAAAUGUUGAAACAUUGUCUCUUUCUUUAAACUAAAAUAAAUUAUUGAUUAAGGAAAAAAAUAUAGGAUUGCUCACUGCUUUAUCAAGCUUAAAUAAAUUAGGAAAGUUGUAUAUUAGUCUAAUUGAAAAUUAAAUACAUGAAGAAGGAUUAUUUGAACUAAUUUAAGUCACUUCAAACUGUAAAAGUCUAAAAGAAUUUCACCUAUAUUUAAGCAAGAACAAUUUAGGAUAAUAAGAGGCAAAAAUUUUAGGAUUUUAUCUUUCUACUUGUAGAAUAAUAGAAAAUGUGGAAUUUAGUCUAAGUUAAAACAAGUUUGAUGAUAACGAAUUCUAAGAAUUUGGAAAUAGCAUUGCUUAAAAUGACAGUAUUAAAUCACUAUAAAUUUAUUUAGAGUAAUGCACUAUUGGAAAUUUAGGGAUUGGCUCUUUAAGUAAAGGAUUGGGACAUUUGAUUAAUCUAACUCAUUUAAAUUUAAAUUUAAUUGAAAAUUGUGUUGAUUCGUAAGGAGCUUAUAAUUUAGGUUUUGGAUUAACUUACUGUUUCAAUCUUCAAAAUUUAACCUUGUGGUUAUCAGCUAAUAAAAUUGGUUCAAAUGGAGUUUUUAAUUUGACUUAAUAGUUAGGAAAAUGCUCAAAUCUACGAACUCUGCAGCUUUCUUUAGCAAAUUGCAAUAUUGGAUCUGAAGGAGCACAUAACUUAGGAGUUAAUUUACUGAGUUGUAAAAAUUUAAUCUAAUUGGAUUUAUUACUCGGAUCUAAUAAUAUCUAUGAUGAAGGAGUAAAUAAUAUACUUAACCUUUUUAAACAUCAAAAAUUGAUUCUACUAUCGUUAAAUCUCUAGGAUAAUGGAAUAACUCCUCAAGCCUAAAAUUAAAUUUAAAAAAAAGGUUUCAAAAUGAAAAAAUUAACUAUUUUCUAAGUUUACUUUUCAUAUUGCUACUUUAAGUGA
Messenger RNA from Tetrahymena thermophila SB210, 1797 nucleotides. RefSeq names its product kinase domain protein. Gene Ontology annotation, molecular function: GTPase activator activity; small GTPase binding. The transcript has 21 exons. NCBI's taxonomy places the organism in Eukaryota, Ciliophora, Oligohymenophorea, Hymenostomatida, Tetrahymenidae. The record is from RefSeq and is a predicted model, not a curated record. Gene Ontology annotation, cellular component: nucleus; cytosol; perinuclear region of cytoplasm. Gene Ontology annotation, biological process: nucleocytoplasmic transport; activation of GTPase activity.